AUGGCCUACCCUCAUUCUCCCGACAGCUACGGUCCGCCGCCGGGCUACACCACCCCGACCAAGAGCCGCGCGCACAAUGGCUCGACGAUGCGCCUGCUGCCGAACGACGACGAGGACCAGAACAACAACGGCCGACCCUCCAUCUCGUCUGAAGGCGGCUCGCCAAAUGGCUCUCCCUACGAUGUCUUUGCGCGCGCACGACAGAGACUAUCGAAUCCAGAUGUACCGCAACAAGAACCACUGCCUCCGCCGGCGGUGAACGAUAGCGACAUAAGCAGUCUGCUGCGGGAGGUCGAGAGCUCUCUGGGAAAAGAUCAGCCUUCAGGCGGUCGCGCAAAGACAACAAAGGUGCGCUUCAAGUACAAGGGUGAGGACAGAAGCGAGCCCCUUCCAACCGCAGGACCACCACCGCCGCCACGACCAGUUUCGCCAGCGCGGUCAUACCAGCCAUCAGUGGCCUCAAGGCCGAUCUCAAGAGCGCCGUCUGUCCUCGAUACUGCACCAGCAAUGCAUCCUCCUGUAGGCGAUGCGCCGCCAUAUGCGCCUCCAUACCGGCCUUCUUCAAGAGGCUCGUCAUCGCCAGUACGGCCAUGGUCACCAUCACGAAGCUCGACUGAGUACCCCCGUCCGCCCGCAUCGCAUGUGCCUUUUGAGCCGGCAGACCUGAACGGUAGUCCGCGUCCAGGAACACCAUCCCAGCAGUACACUGGUUCACCAAAGCGUCCGUUACCACCAGCGCCGCUGUUCGCUGGGGGCCGGCCACUGUCAUCUGAGGUCGACCGAGAUGCGCCAGAAGCCACAGCAAUAUCGAUUGACGAUGAUGAGGAUGAAGAUCCGUUCGGUCCAGCAAACGACGAUACAACACCACAAAGGCCGCCGCUCAGACCACAUGACAGCUUCGCAUCUACUUCGACAUUCACUGAUGAUCUGUACGACGAGAAGGGCGAUGAACUGAACGGUCCAGCGCCUGAAGGCAAGCAAGAACGUCGAGGAGCGCGAACGGCGCAGAUGGCGAAGAAAGAGGUUCGACUGAUCAACGGCGAGCUCAUCCUGGAGUGCAAGAUCCCGACCAUCCUGUACUCAUUCCUGCCUCGACGAGACGAUGUGGAGUUCACGCACAUGCGGUAUACUGCCGUGACCUGUGACCCAGACGACUUUGUCGACCGCGGAUACAAGCUACGACAGAACAUUGGGUACUCUGCCAGGGAAACAGAACUGCUCAUCUGCAUCACCAUGUACAACGAGAACGAAAUCGACUUCACGCGCACCAUGCACGGCGUCAUGCGCAACAUCUCCCACUUCUGCAGCAGGGCCAAGUCGCGAACUUGGGGCAAAGACGGCUGGCAGAAGAUCGUCGUCUGCAUCAUCUCCGACGGUCGAGGCAAAGUGCAUCCCCGGACGCUGGACGCAUUGGCGGCAAUGGGCUGCUACCAAUCCGGCAUCGCGAAAAACGUCGUCAACCAGCGCGAAGUGACUGGCCACGUUUACGAGUAUACGACUCAGGUAUCGCUCGACUCCGAUCUCAAAUUUAAGGGGGCUGAGAAAGGGAUUGUGCCGUGCCAGAUGAUCUUUUGCUUGAAGGAAAAGAAUGCGAAGAAGCUGAACAGCCAUCGAUGGUUCUUUAAUGCUUUUGGGAGAGCGCUUAACCCGAAUGUGUGCAUCUUGCUUGAUGUUGGAACGAAGCCUGGCGAUGACUCGCUAUAUCACUUGUGGAAGGCGUUCGAUCGUGACUCCCAAGUCGCAGGCGCUGCUGGGGAGAUUAAGGCGGCGAAGGGACGAGCAUGGCUUCAGCUGCUGAACCCGCUGGUGGCGUCUCAGAACUUCGAGUACAAGAUGUCGAAUAUUCUGGACAAGCCGUUGGAGUCUGUGUUUGGAUACAUUACGGUCUUGCCUGGAGCACUCAGCGCAUACCGAUACCACGCUUUGCAGAACGACGAGACUGGACAUGGACCUCUCAGCCAAUACUUCAAAGGCGAAACGCUCCAUGGCCAAGAUGCCGACGUCUUCACCGCCAACAUGUACCUCGCUGAAGAUCGUAUCCUCUGCUGGGAGCUCGUCGCCAAACGCAACGAGCAAUGGGUCCUGAAAUACGUCAAGUCCGCGACCGGCGAGACAGACGUCCCAGAUGCCAUCCCCGAAUUCAUCUCCCAGCGCCGCCGUUGGCUCAACGGUGCCUUCUUCGCCGCCGUCUACUCCCUGCUCCACUUCAAGCAAGUCUGGACCACCGACCACACCAUCGGCCGCAAGAUUCUGCUGCACAUCGAAUUCAUCUACCAAUUCGUGCAGCUCCUGUUCACCUUCUUCUCGCUCGGCAACUUCUACCUGACCUUCUACUUCAUCGCCGGCUCCCUCUCGGACCCGAAAGUCGACCCCUUCGGCCACAACAUCGGGCUCUACAUCUUCAUCCUGCUGCGCUAUACCUGCGUCCUGCUCAUCAUGAUGCAGUUCAUCCUCUCCAUGGGCAACCGGCCGCAGGGCGCGUACAAGAUGUUCCUCGGCUCCCUCAUCACCUUCGGCAUCAUCAUGUUCUACAACACCUUCGCCGCCCUCUUCAUCGUCAUCAAGCAGCUGCAGCCCCAACACGGCAAGGACGCCGACCUGACCAUCGGCAACAACGUCUUCACCAACCUCAUCGUCUCCACCUUAUCGACCGUCGGACUCUACUUCCUCAUGUCCUUCCUCUACCUCGACCCGUGGCACAUGUUCACCUCAUCAGCGCAGUACUUCGCCCUUUUGCCAUCCUACGUCUGCACGCUCCAAGUCUACGCCUUCUGCAACGCUCACGACGUCUCCUGGGGCACCAAGGGCGACAACGUCCUCAAAACCGACCUGGGCAUCGCCAAGAUCUCCAAAAACGGCACCGUCGAGAUCGAAAUGCCCAGCGAACAACUCGACAUCGACUCCGGCUACGACGAAGCGCUGCGCAACUUGCGGGAUCGCGUGGAAGUGGCGAAGCCUGGUGUCAGCGAGUCCCAGCAGCAGGAAGACUACUACCGCGCCGUGCGCACGUACGUCGUCAUCGUGUGGAUGUCGGCGAACGCCUUGCUCGCCAUGAUCGUGAGCGAGAUCUACGACAGCACGAACGUGGGGGACAAUUUCUACCUCAAAUUCAUCCUCUGGACCGUCGCUGGGUUGGCUCUGUUUAGGGCUUGCGGGAGCUGUGCUUUCGGGGUGAUUAAUAUCGUGCAUUCGAUUAUGGAGGGCAAGAUGAAGGUGUUGAAUGGGAAGGCGGGGUCGAGUUGGGGCGGGAGUAGUGGGAAAGGUGGGAAGAGCGUGGUUAGUGGGAGUAGUGGGAGUUCGAGGUGGACGGGGUGGGUGAGUGAGGGGACCGGGUGGGUGAGUGGGAAGAUGAGUAGUUUGGCACCGAGUUCGAUUGGGAGUAGCUUUGGGAAGUGA
This is a messenger RNA of Saxophila tyrrhenica, 3396 nucleotides long. RefSeq names its product Chitin synthase, class 2 (gene CHS2). NCBI's taxonomy places the organism in Eukaryota, Fungi, Ascomycota, Dothideomycetes, Mycosphaerellales, Extremaceae. The record is from RefSeq and is a predicted model, not a curated record. The transcript has a single exon. Gene Ontology annotation, cellular component: cell septum; cell periphery. The coding region runs from base 1 to 3396 and encodes 1131 amino acids. Gene Ontology annotation, molecular function: chitin synthase activity.